Messenger RNA from Scatophagus argus, 1464 nucleotides. It is a transcript of the gene ascc1, whose product is annotated as activating signal cointegrator 1 complex subunit 1. Gene Ontology annotation, biological process: DNA alkylation repair; regulation of DNA-templated transcription. Bases 188 to 1252 code for a protein of 354 amino acids. Gene Ontology annotation, molecular function: RNA binding. Gene Ontology annotation, cellular component: nucleus. The transcript is spliced from 11 exons. The record is from RefSeq and is a predicted model, not a curated record. Lineage: Eukaryota; Metazoa; Chordata; Actinopteri; Scatophagidae.
AAAGCAGGGAAAGGGAACCGUCAACGUCAACUAAUAUACUGUGAGCAAGUAGCUAGCAUCGGCUAAAUAAGUUUUUUAAAAAGCUAUAUACAGGCUAAUUAACACCAGUUAAACAGCUAGCGAGCUAUCGGAAUAUUUAUCUAUGUAGUUAGAUUAGCUUCGGUUUAGCUAACGUAAGCUAGUUAACAUGGAGGUUUUACGUCCAUCACUUAUCAAUAUAAAAGGAAGAAUAUACCGAAGGAAUAUCAUUAAAGAGGAACAGUAUGAGGAAGAAGAAAACUUCUCCUACACGGGACCACCAGAGAGUGAAUACCUUGCAGAAGAUGAAACCUGUGAUUCCUACUGCAUUGAACAGACUGAUAAAGGAUUCCGGUGUGCCAUUGAUGUCCCAAGUGUUCUAUACAAAUACAUCAUUGGGAAAAAAGGAGAUACACGCAGACGUCUGGAGUUUGAUACAAAGACAUCUAUCAGCAUCCCAAAACAAGGAGUGGAAGGUCAAGUCGUCAUCACAGGUUCUCAUAGGGCUGCAGUGUCAUCUGCAGUCACACGAGUUGAGCUACUCGUUGAGAGUUUCCGUAAAAAGCAGCCUUUCACGCACUUCCUGUCGUUCCCUCUGAAUGAUCCCAAAAUUCAAGAAGGAUUCCUGAAAUUUAAAAAAGAGGUGUUACAACAGUGUUCACAGGAUCAUGGAGUGGAGGAAAGCAUCUUUCAAAACCCUGCAAAGCUUCACCUGACAAUUGGCACCUUGUCUCUUUUAAAUGACAUGGAAGUGAGAAAAGCAUGUGAGGCCCUUCAAGAGUGUCAAAAUUCCAUGAGGGACCUCACAGAAGGAAAACCUCUGCCACUAGAGGUGACAGGUAUAGAGUACAUGAAUGAUGACCCAGCCAUGGUGGACGUCUUGUAUGCCAAAGUCAAUGUGAAAGACAGAUCUGACAAGUUGCAGGUGAUUGCGGACCGGCUGGUGGAGCACUUUGUGUCAGCAGGACUGAUGGUCAAAGAGUGGGACAGAGUGAAGCUGCACGGCACCGUGAUGAACACUCUGUUCAGGAAGGAUUCCACAGUUGAAGACAGGGACGGCCCAGGAAGACAAACCAUGAGUGAAAGAGAGGCUUUUGAUGCCAGAAACAUAUUACAGAAAUUUGGCGCUCAUCAUUUUGGAGAGUUUGAGCUGAAUACCGUCCUGUUGUCCCAGAGAUAUUCGGCUGAUUGUACAGGUUACUACACCUCUGCAGGGAGCAUCACCUUCCAGUGAGAAUCACCUUGACUGAGCGUAUUCUGAGGUGAUCGAUGAAGUCGGCAGGAUGGAAAGCGUUCUGGCCGGAGAAGAAACCAUCAGAUGGGGAACACGAAUGGAAAUUAGCAUCUGUUUGGGUUGUGUUUUCUCUCACGGUGGCAGGAUGUUCUUCAUUUUAACAUUCUGUUUUUAUUUGGCAGGAAUAAAUAAAUGUAAAGCAUCCAUCCAUG